ACACGUGAUGCCAGGGGCUUAUUCUCACAAAGUCAACCUGCCGAAAUCCACCGAACCGGCUCACUGACUGCCUUAAAUCAGCGGACAGAUCGCUGAAAUCUUCAGGUUUAUUUAUUUCCCGCGGUAGUUGUCCGUUAAGAUUUUAGGAGGUGAAAGCCAGGAUGUAAGAGCCUUUUCAAGCGUUUGGUCUCCAUCUACGUGCCAUGUCUCAGGGUUGUCUUGGAAAAAGACCUGUACUUCACUGCAAGAAGGAAAAGAGAACGAUGGCAGAAAUGAAGGCAUCACCUCUUAAACAUUUUGUCACAGCGAAGAAGAAGAUCAAUGGGAUAUUUGAACAGCUGGGGGCCUACAUCAAGGAGAGUGCUGCCUUUCUGGAAGAUACUUACCAGAAUGAAGAGUUGAACCCAGUCACCACUGAGGAGCAGGUCCAGGAGGUCCAGGGUUACCUCAUCAAAGUAGCAGGGAUCGGAGAAGUGCUCGCUCGUCGACAAAUGAAGGUGGUCUUCUUUGGAAGGACCAGUAAUGGAAAGAGUUCGGUGAUCAAUGCCAUGUUAUGUGACAAAGUACUGCCGUCUGGGAUCGGCCACACCACCAACUGCUUCCUGAAGGUGGAGGGCACGGAUGGCAGCGAAGCCUUCCUCUUGACUGAAGGCUCAGAGGAUAAGAAGAGCAUACAGACGGUGAACCAGCUGGCCCAUGCGCUCCACCAGGAUGAGGACCUGGAUGCUGGCAGCAUGGUUUGUGUCAUGUGGCCUAAAGCUAAGUGUGCUCUGCUCAGGGAUGAUUUGGUGUUGGUUGACAGCCCAGGCAUUGAUGUCACCACUAAACUGGACAGCUGGAUUGACAAGUUUUGCCUUGAUGCUGAUGUCUUUGUUCUGGUGGCAAACUCUGAAUCCACCCUCAUGCAGACGGAGAAGUCCUUCUUCCACAAAGUCAAUGAGCGUCUCUCCAGUCCCAACAUAUUCAUCCUCAACAACCGUUGGGACGCGUCAGCCUCAGAACCUGAGUACAUGGACGAGGUUCGGAGGCAGCAUAUGGAUCGCUGCACCAACUUUUUGGUCGAUGAGUUGGGCGUGGUCGACCGAGCCCAGGCCAGUGAUCGCAUCUUCUUUGUCUCUGCCAAAGAAGUUCUUCAGGCUCGGGUGCAAAAAUCCCAAGGAAUGCCAGAAUCAGGUGGAGCUCUCGCAGAAGGAUUUCAAGCCAGGAUGUUUGAGUUCCAGAACUUUGAGAGGAGAUUUGAAGAGUGCAUCUCUCAGUCUGCAGUGAAGACCAAGUUUGAGCAGCAUACGGUGAGAGCCAAGCAGGUCUCUGAAGCUCUGCGCCGGAUAAUGGACUCUGUGCACGUUGCUGCCCAAGAUCAGAGUGUCUACUGCCUUGAGACAAAAGAGGACCGUUUGGAUAGGUUGGAUUUUAUUGAGAAGCAGUUGGACCUCUUGACAUUAGAUUGUAAGGCCAAAAUCAAGACGCUUACCGAGGAGGUGGAAAGACAGGUAUCUAACACCAUGGCAGAGGAGAUCCGGAAGCUUCAUGUACUGGUGGAUGACUUCCACCUAGACUUCCACCCAUCUCCAGUGGUCCUGAAGGUCUACAAAAAUGAGCUCCAUCGCCACAUCGAGGAGGGUCUGGGCAACAACAUGUCACAGAAGUGUUCCAGCUCCAUCACCAGUUCCAUUCAGGCCACGCAGACUGAGAUGAUCGAGGGUCUGAAGCCUCUGCUGCCAGCUUCUGUCAGAGAGCAGGUAGACAAGAUCGUUCUUCGUCAGUCUUUCAGUCUCCUUUAUGACCUAGCCUGCGACAAGCUGUGUAGUGAUUUUCAAGAGGACAUCAGCUUUCACUUUUCUCUGGGGUGGACCAUGCUCGUCAGUCGCUUCUUGGGCCCCAAAAACACCCGACGGGCCCUUAUGGGCUACAGCGACCAGGUUCCUCGGCCCGUGGCUUUAACUCCCGUCAACACCAGCAUGCCUCCAUUCCCGCAGAACUCUGUGACCCAGGAGGAGCUGAUGGUCUCCAUGGUGACCAGUCUGGCUUCCCUGACUUCUCGUACCUCCAUGGGUGUCCUGGUGGUUGGUGGUGUGAUCUGGAAGGCAGUGGGGUGGCGUCUCAUUGCCCUUUCCCUGGGUCUGUACGGGCUCCUAUACGUCUAUGAGCGCCUCACCUGGACCACCAAAGCCAAAGAAAGAGCCUUUAAGAAGCAGUUUGUGGAAUAUGCCAGCGAGAAGCUGCAGCUGAUAGUCAGUUACACUGGAUCCAAUUGCAGCCACCAAGUCCAGCAGGAGUUGGCAGGUGUGUUUGCUCAGCUCUGCCAGCAGGUGGAUGUUACCCGCCAGAACCUGCAGGAUGAGAUUUGUGAUAUGAACAGAAAGACUGAGCUACUACACAACCUGCAGAGCAAAGCCAAGCUACUUAGGAACAAGGCGGGCUGGUUGGACAGUGAGCUCAACAUGUUCACCCAGAAGUACCUCCAACACAGCAAGUGACACAUAUGGACAACCCCAGCUGCACCGCUUGGAUUGACCCAAGAGUUCAUCCAUGGCAUUGUUCUGUUCAGAACAGGAACCUGGCAGUAAAUUAGUGAUUGUGAUAUUUGAAUUCAGUCAUUUCACGUGUCUGUCGCUCAUUAUACAGCUAAACCUAAAUCCUGAAUAAGCACGCCUCUAUGUAAAAACUCAAUGUAUACUUGACUGAAUUCAAAACUUAACAACCCCUUCUCGGUAUCCCAUAAUGUUAAGACUUUGUUGAUUAUCUGAGCAGAAACCAGAAGAUCCAGAGGCUGACUUUCUGGAUCAGAACUUGAGGGUUUCUGCUAGAAACGCCACAUUUUAGCUUAAAGUUACGUCAAUAUCACCACUUAAAAGUUAUACGAGACAGAACACAACGAGAAUAAAUAUGUUAAUGAACUGAAUAAAUUUAAAAGUUAUUUAUUUACAAAGAAAGAGCAUGUUUAAGUUGGUUUAUGAAAUAACAGCUAGCACAUAUUUUAGUUUUCACUAUAAACACACAAACAGAAGAACUCAUUAACUCUGAAUUCUGUCAGUAAAGCUAAAACCUUUUGUUUAAAUGUUUCAAAACAUUUAAAUAUUUAAACUGGUUAUUGUGUGUAUCAGCCUUAU
Messenger RNA from Nematolebias whitei (Rio pearlfish), 3110 nucleotides. RefSeq names its product mitofusin 2 (gene mfn2). The record is from RefSeq and is a predicted model, not a curated record. Gene Ontology annotation, cellular component: mitochondrial outer membrane. Gene Ontology annotation, molecular function: GTP binding; GTPase activity. Bases 204 to 2477 code for a protein of 757 amino acids. Lineage: Eukaryota; Metazoa; Chordata; Actinopteri; Cyprinodontiformes; Rivulidae. Gene Ontology annotation, biological process: mitochondrial fusion; mitochondrion localization. The transcript has 18 exons.